This is a messenger RNA of Copidosoma floridanum, 632 nucleotides long. Its product is annotated as endocuticle structural glycoprotein SgAbd-8. The record is from RefSeq and is a predicted model, not a curated record. Gene Ontology annotation, molecular function: structural constituent of chitin-based larval cuticle. Lineage: Eukaryota; Metazoa; Arthropoda; Insecta; Hymenoptera; Encyrtidae. Gene Ontology annotation, cellular component: chitin-based extracellular matrix.
ACACUCGCCUUCGAGCCCUAGUCUGAAUCCGAUCGACUCCUCGACUUCUCAACCACCGCCAACAUGAAAUUCUUCAUCGCCGUCGUCGCCCUGGCCGCAGUCGCCACCGCAGCCCCCCAGAGCCACCACGAGCCCAUCGCCAUCCUCAAGCAGACCAACGACGUGAGCCCCGACGGCAGCUACUCGUGGAGCUUCGAGACCGAGAACGGCAUCGCCGCCGGGGAGUCCGGGGUCCCCCAGGUCGUGGGUGACGAGACGCCGGUGGUCGCCCAGGGCAGCUACGCUUACACGGCCCCCGACGGCACCCCCAUCGGCCUCAGCUACGUCGCCAACGAGAACGGCUUCCAGCCCCAGGGCAGCCACCUCCCGACCCCCCCGACCAUCCCAGAGCCCAUCAUGAGGGCUCUCGAGUACAUCAGGACGCAUCCCCAGCCAGCCGAAAACAGCCGGUUCUAAGAGAUUGGCAGCACCUACUGAUAAACAUACAUGGUCGCUUGAUCGAUAAUUUGGAAUUUUGCUCUCAACCAAUUUGGCAGCAAAGUUCCGAAUCUUCAUUUUUUUCUACUUUGUAUCUUACUCAAUCUAUACAUAUAUUUUGCUACUAUGUUGCAACACUUGUAAAUAAUCAAUAA